GUAUGUUGGUCGUUUGAAAUGAACGGCGAGAAUAGAGAAAUUUGCUAAACGCUGAGCAUUUUAAAAGUAUAAGAUGAAGACCUUGAAAAGCGAAAUCCCUUGUCCCGACCGACGUUGGUACGUACUACACUGCUGCAACUUUGGGUAAUAUGCUUCUAAAGGUCCAAAUUUUAUAUUUUGCUGGUGGCGUAUUUUAUAUGAGUAAAAUGAGCAAAAGCAUAGGGGGAAUACUAAAACAAAGAGCCGAGAAAAAAUUGUUUAUCCAAUUAACUCAUAUUUCAUGUAUAUUUAGAACAGAUGCCGGAUCUGGUGUAUGCUGCGAGAACUACGAGGAAGACGAAACAGGAGAAUGCAAUUCUUGCUUGCCUGGUUAUAUUGGACACCUCUGUAAAGGAUCGUGUCCGCUUGGUACAUUUGGAAAGGACUGUGGAGGAAAUUGUUCCCUUAAGUGUGCCCGAGAAGAAUGUGACCGUGUUAAAGGUUGUCUGCUUACAAACACUGCUUCGGUCACAGAUCCAGAUGCGUCAGUUUUUACAACAGUUCCACGACAUCAGAUUUUAAAUAUCUCAGCAACAUCACCGCAAUCUUUAACACCUAUUUCAUCCACCACUAAUAUAACCAAUCGAUACACAGUGUCGUCUUCAUCAAAAGCGCCUAUACCCGAUAGUAAUCCUGGAACUGUGCAGUUCAAUUUCAAUUAUUUGACUGUUGGCGUGGGAGUGUUUAUAGCUGUUCUCCUGCUUGUUAUAAUCAUACAGAAGUGUUUGAAAUCAAAAUCCACACAGCGAAACAUUUCCAAAAGAAAAGCAGAAGAUCACAAUGCACCAGUUGACACUACAGUUACAUCAAGUGAUACCGACACAAAGAAAUAUGGCGGACUUUAUCACUACGGAAACAAAGACCACUUUUAUCAACAAAUGGAGUCUGAUUACCAGGAAAUUGAUCAAUGUCUAGAAAUGGCAAAUAUGACUCCAGGAGGAAGAAAACCACCUGGUACAGAAGAAUCCAGUUUGUCAUCUGAACCUAACGACUCUUAUUUAUCACCAAUAGCCGGAAGUGACACGUAUGUUGAACCAGUGAUACAAGAAGCGUAUAUCGAAACACAGAACUUACAACCGUACUUAGAUUCUCAUAAGAUACCUAAGGGAAGAGAAAAUAGCAGUAAUGAACGUUUUCAUUCUUACAUAGAAGUGGUGGAAUUAGGUGAAAUGAACCCAACAGAAACUAUAAGCCAUACAAAUCCUGAUAACGCACGUCGACUUUCAUCAUCAUAUGAUGACGUCGUGUGGGAGUGUCCGGCCGUUUGUCACGAAAUCGAUGACGAAAAAGACAACUCUUAUCUUGAUGCAGUCUUCUCAUGAUCCUUUAAUCAGCUGAUUACGUGAACAUGUUUCGAGUUAUCGGUAAUACAUGAUGCCAAAUAUACACAGGGACGGAUGUAUUAUGUUGCCCGUUAUUUUCAAUUUCAUCUAUUGAUUAUAGAAUAAAUUUUUAUAUUUCCAA
This is a messenger RNA of Ostrea edulis (European flat oyster), 1503 nucleotides long. RefSeq lists its product as uncharacterized. Gene Ontology annotation, molecular function: scavenger receptor activity. NCBI's taxonomy places the organism in Eukaryota, Metazoa, Mollusca, Bivalvia, Ostreida, Ostreidae. The transcript has 3 exons. The record is from RefSeq and is a predicted model, not a curated record. The coding region runs from base 150 to 1361 and encodes 403 amino acids.